AUGGCUCUUGUAUCAUCAGUUCUAAUGCAAUUGCCGUCUGAGCCAAAAUCAAUCCUUUUCUUUUCUAUUUUGUGCUUCAUAAGUGUUAUUAUGUUCAUGCUUAAGCUCAAAAGAAAAAACAAUUACAAUCUGCCUCCAUCCCCACCAAAGCUGCCAAUUAUUGGAAAUCUUCAUCAACUAGGCACACUCCCGCACCGCUCCUUUCAAACACUCUCUAAAAAGUAUGGCCCUCUCAUGUUGUUGCAGCUUGGACAAACAAAAACUCUUGUGGUUUCGUCGGCGGAUAUGGCCAGAGAAAUAACAAAAACACAUGAUGUUGCUUUCUCCAACAGGCCUGAGUCUACAGCUGCUAAAUUCUUACUCUAUGGAUACAAGGAUAUUGGUUUUGCACCGUACGGCGAAGAGUGGAGACAAAAAAAGAAGAUAUGUGUUCUUGAGCUUCUGAGCCAGAAAGGGUGGGAUCUUUUCACUCUGACAGACAAGAAGAAGUUGCAGAAUUGGUUGACACUAUACGUGAAGCAUGCACGAGUAAAAAGUCCUUUGUGA
Messenger RNA from Gastrolobium bilobum, 546 nucleotides. Its product is annotated as cytochrome P450 71A1-like. NCBI's taxonomy places the organism in Eukaryota, Viridiplantae, Streptophyta, Magnoliopsida, Fabales, Fabaceae. Gene Ontology annotation, molecular function: iron ion binding; monooxygenase activity; heme binding. Bases 1 to 546 code for a protein of 181 amino acids. The record is from RefSeq and is a predicted model, not a curated record. The transcript has a single exon.